AUGACAGUUGCAGACCGAGCUCCCCUCGAUGUCGCCAUUAUCGGUGGCGGCAUCAUUGGUAUCAUGACGGCGCUAGGUCUCUUGCACCGCGGAUUUCGAGUGACCGUCUACGAACGUGCAGCAUCAUGGCCAGAGAUUGGGGCUGCAUUUGCCUUCACUGGCGUUGCACGACAGUGCAUGGAGCGCCUCGACCCGCGCGUGCUCGAGUCCUUGGCUCGAGUUGCCCAGAGAAGCCCUCAUGAGAAGGUUCGUUACUGGGACGGGUUCCAUCCGAGAACCAAAGAAGCUGCCCAGGAAGAAAGCGCCGUGCUCUUCGAAAUUUUGGAGAAGCACAUGGCAUACUGGGCCUGUAUUCGGGGCCAUUUCCUGCUCGACAUGGCUGCGCAGCUCCCAGACGGUGUGGUGCAGUUUGGCAAACGGCUCGUGGACUAUAACGACGAUGAAGCGAACGAAAAAGUAGUUUUGUGUUUCGCCGACGGAAGCACCGCCGAGUCGGACGUGGUGAUCGCAUGCGAUGGAAUCCACUCGGCCACCCGUAAGGUGCUCCUGGGCGUAGACCAUCCGGCUGCCAACGCAAGCUACUCCCGAAAGUCCAUGUACCGUGCUAUGGUGCCCAUGGCCGACGCAGUCAGUGCACUGGGGACUGAAAAGGCUCAUGUUCAAAUCGCACAUCUCGGGCCGGAUGCUCAUGUUGUCUCUUUCCCGGUCAACAACGGGCAGGUGUACAACGUAUUCCUCUUUCUUCAUGACCCGAACGAGUGGGAUCACGGCCAUACCAUGACCGUCCCCAGCUCCCGCAGCGAAGUCAUGGAUGCGAUCCAGGGUUGGGGACCCCAUAUCAAGGAGAUAGUCAGUUGCUUCCCCGAAACCGUCAGCAAGUACGCCAUCUUCGACCAGGCGGACAAUCCUCUCCCGUACUACGCCUCCGGUCGCGUAUGUCUUGCCGGCGAUGCGGCCCACGCCAGCAGCCCAUUCCAUGGCGCCGGUGCUUGCAUGGGCGUUGAGGAUGCGCUAGUCCUUGCGGAGCUUCUGGGGCUCGUUGACGCCGGUCCUGUGGCUGCAAGACAGCGCAACAUCAAGGCAGCCCUGCAGACAUACAGCUCUGUGCGGAUCGAACGCAGUCAGUGGCUGGUCCAGAGUUCGCGUGACAUGGGAGAUCUCUACGAGUGGCGCUACCCGCCUACAGGUGAGGAUGGCGCCAAGUGCAAGGCCGAGUUCGAGAGGCGUUCAAAGGUCAUUUGGGAUUUUGACGUGGAUGGUAUGGUGGCUGGCGCGAAGAAGAAGUAUGAGCAUUCUAUGGAAGCUUAA
This is a messenger RNA of Aspergillus terreus NIH2624, 1308 nucleotides long. Its product is annotated as FAD-dependent oxidoreductase. Bases 1 to 1308 code for a protein of 435 amino acids. Gene Ontology annotation, molecular function: FAD binding. The record is from RefSeq and is a predicted model, not a curated record. The transcript is spliced from 3 exons. Gene Ontology annotation, biological process: secondary metabolite biosynthetic process. NCBI's taxonomy places the organism in Eukaryota, Fungi, Ascomycota, Eurotiomycetes, Eurotiales, Aspergillaceae.